GUAACUGCACCCUCAUGCGACCGUAGACUAGCCAAGUGCUUGCUGAAAGCGAACGCGUCUGUCCUCUACCAGGGGGGCGAGUCCAUCCUCCACACAGUAAUGUGCAAUGACGUCGAAACGCUACGUCUUCUCGAACCUUAUUUCCAUGGCCACUGCGGCGUUUCCGAAAUCUUCAUGACGGUUUGGGGUAACGGCAAGCGAGCAAACUCGCAUCUUGAAGAGGCAGUCUUGUCACUCUUGCUGAAAGCCGGUGCUACCGGUGAAUGCAUCAGUAUGGCGCUUUUGGAAACCAUCAAGACGGUCGCAAAUACGCCCGCCGGAUUUGCCUUCAUCACCAACCUUCUGAAAGCGGGCGCUGAUGUGAACUACAACGAGGGCGCCAGCUUGUUGGAGGCGUCGACACGAGGCGAUCUCCGCGUGCUCAAGGAGUUACUCGCAUACGGCCCUCGAAGAAAGAAUAUGACCCGCGCGUUUCCACUCGCCUUCAGGUCUGGUACCGACAGUCGCUCCAUUCGCGAGAUUGUUGUGGCCUUCUGCUCACACCCGUCCGCACCUGAUCUUACCUACGAGCAUCCAACCCACGGACCAAUUCUCUGGCAGCUGCUGCAGGCCUAUCCGGAUGAGCGCGAGCUGCUUCAGUAUCUGAUCGACAAGAAGUGCUCAGUGGAUCCGGUAAUUAAAGCAGCACUGCCGCUGUCACCGGGUGAAGAGAACGUGUCCUUGCUCUGCUGGGCUCUAGCCAAGGAGCAAAGCGUACUCGACGAGGACAUUAUAAAGACCCUGGUUGCUUCAGGAGGUAAGUCGCCUAACUCUACUUUGUCUUUCCAUGCUGACGUAUCUAGCCAGCGUCAACUUCCAGACAAGCCUGUCGCAAAGCACUCCUCUACAGUUAGCGAUCCUUGGCUCCCGUAGCAAGUCGGUCGCUACCCUUCUACACUUUGGCGCCGACCCCUCUCAAGAGUCAUCCAACGGCAUCUCGCCGCUCUCUCUCGCAGCAUCCAUCGGGAGUAGUUCAAUUGUCCGUCAGCUCCUCAAGGCCGGCGCGGCGCCCGGCGACGGAAGUCUGCAUGAAGCGGCGCGGAUGGUCAACGUCAGCGUGCUUCAAGUCCUCCUCAUCGAAGGCAAGCAGCGCGACUAUCCAUGCUCAAGGUUCCAAGGAAGAACCGCACUCGCUGAACUGUGUCUGAUGGCCGGAAACAAGCCAGUGAGCCAAAUCAAGGCGGCCAUGGGCUUGCUAAAGGCGGCGGGUGAUGUCAAGCGCAAGUCCAAGGGCAAGUCGGUGCUCCAUUUUGCGCUUGACAAUGCGAACGCGAUCGUCGUCACGCAGGCACUGCUCGAUGUGUUCAUGGCCGAGUACGUCAACAGAGACUUUAAUCUUUUUGAGGACGGUCGAUUCCGAUAUUCACCUCUCGCAUAUGUUGCCAAGGGCCUGAAUAAGGCGCCCCCGUCUCAGCGCGCCGAACUUGUCGAUCUUCUCAUGGAAUUUGAAUGCAAAGAGCGCUUCUGGGCAGUCGAAGGCGAGCAGCCUGAAGACAUGGUCGGUGCCCCUGACGAAAUCAUCCGAGCCAUCAAAGCACAACGCCAACGCCAGGAGCGCAUCCAAGAGGAACAAGAAGACCACCACCGUCGACUCAUGCAGCGACGCGCAGAACAGGCGGAGGAACUCGCAGCACUCAAAGCGCGUCACGACCUCAGCCUCGAAAACCAGCGAGAAAUCGCCACCGAAACCGCCAAGAUUGAAUCCGAGACCGCAACCCGGCAUGCAGGCAUCGCAUCCCAGCGGUACGACGCUGAGCUCGCCUAUAUGCGCCAGGUGACCGAUCUCGCGAACAAACGCAAAGACGACGCAAACUACCGCGACUUUGAGCACCGGCGUAACCUCGCCCUCAUGGAGAAGACGCAGCGCGAUGAGAAUUACGCACACGAGAAGCAGCGACGCGACGAGGAAGCGAGCUUCAUUCAGCGCCGCGAGAGACUACUCACCUCGGGCUACGAGGAUCGGGCAAAGAUCGAUAGUCAACGGUAUGCGGACCAGAUGCGGCUCUUUGAGUCGCAGAAGAACAUCAUGCAGAUGAACUCGCAGCCGCGGCCAGUGCAGACGCCCCGUCCGGUCCAGGCACUCACGGAUGGGUCCGAGCUGGACUGACGUGACGUGGCAGGAAUGAAUUUGUAAGAUUUAGGCGUCCCUUUGGAUAUCAGGUAUCUAUUUUUUUAUUUUAUUUUUUUCUAGUUUGUAGCGAAUACCAUUUAUCGUUUUGUUCUUGUA
Messenger RNA from Aspergillus calidoustus, 2266 nucleotides. The record is from the annotation of a GenBank genome assembly. Lineage: Eukaryota; Fungi; Ascomycota; Eurotiomycetes; Eurotiales; Aspergillaceae.